AUGGCUGGAUCGGAUAGUUGCCACAUAACUUUAAUUGAUGGAUCUACCAUGGAGGGUGGUGGUCAAAUCCUGCGUAAUGCUGUUUCAAUAGCAGCAAUAACAAAAAAACCAAUUGAAGUAUAUAGCAUUCGUGCUGGCCGACAAAAGCCGGGUCUCAAAAGUCAACAUCUAGCUGCUUUAGAACUUACUGGAAAAGUGUGUUGUGGUCAUUUAUCGUCUUGUUCAGUUGGAUCUACGAAAAUUCGGUUAGUGCCUGGUCAAAUUUCCCCCGGUUUUUAUGAAGCUGAUGCGAAAACAGCAGGGUCUGUGUCUCUAAUGCUACAAGCUGUAGCGCCAGUAUUAGUAUUUGCUCCUAGUCGGAGUGAAUUGUUGUUGCGUGGUGGUACGGAUGCAUUGUUUGCACCUCCGAUCAACUAUAUGGUUGAAGUAACAUCACAUUACUUCAGAAAAAUGGGUCUAAUUUAUGAGGUGGACAUUGUUCGACGAGGCUUUUAUCCACUAGGUGGUGGGAUUGUCAAAGUAAUAUUUUCACCCCUGAAAGAACCAAUCUAUCCCAUUUUGUUGCUAAAUUCAGGAACCGUUGAGGCAGUUGGUGGUUAUGCUUUCGUAGCAGGAAGAGUUCCACUGAAGGUUGCUUAUGAAAUGAAAGAUGAAGCAUUAAGUUGUUUCAGCAAUUAUUUCUCGUGUCCUAUAAGUAUUGAAUCAUUUCAAGAAAGUGGUAAUCGUUGUAAAGGUGAUGUUGCGGCAUUUAUGUUCAUUAUGCAUACUUCAACAGACUGUCGGCUGGCCGUCUCUGGGAUUAUUAGUCCUCGAGAUCAUAAUCACAGGGACCGGGUCUCAGAAGCCUGUCGGUCACUUUAUAAUUACUCCAAAAUCGGAACAUGUGUCGAUGAUUAUAUGCAGGACCAGCUUAUAAUUCUUAUGGCAUUGGCUAAAGGAAAAUCACAAAUACGAUGUGGACCGUUGACAUUGCAUACCAAAACUGCAAUAUAUGUUGCAGAACAUUUACUUGAUGUUCAAUUCGAAGUAGUCACGUCAAAUGAUGGGUCUUCAAUCAUAUCAUGCGAUGGUGUCGGAUAUACACCCAAACAUUUGAAAAAUUCAUGUUCAUAA
This is a messenger RNA of Schistosoma turkestanicum, 1113 nucleotides long. The record is from the annotation of a GenBank genome assembly. NCBI's taxonomy places the organism in Eukaryota, Metazoa, Platyhelminthes, Trematoda, Strigeidida, Schistosomatidae.